CCGGCCAAUGAAACUGAAGGCCCUGCCCUCCAUGCCCAGCUCUGAUUGGCCUAGAAUCCCGGAACAGGCGUUAACCCCGGGAAGGCAGUGGCAAGAUGGCUUCCUUGGAUCGGGUGAAGGUACUGGUAUUAGGAGAUUCAGGUGUUGGGAAAUCAUCAUUAGUCCAUCUUCUAUGCCAGAAUCAGGUGCUGGAAAAUCCAUCAUGGACUGUGGGCUGCUCGGUGGAUGUCAGAGUUCAUGACUACAAAGAAGGAACCCCAGAAGAGAAGACCUACUAUAUAGAAUUAUGGGAUGUUGGAGGCUCAGUGGGCAGUGCCAGCAGUGUGAAAAGCACAAGAGCAGUAUUCUACAACUCUGUAAAUGGUAUUAUUUUAGUCCAUGACUUAACAAAUAAGAAGUCAUCUCAAAACUUGUAUCGUUGGUCAUUGGAAGCUCUUAACAGGGAUUUGGUGCCAACUGGAGUCUUGGUGACAAAUGGGGAUUAUGAUCGAGAACAGUUUGCUGAUAACCAAAUCCCACUAUUGGUAAUAGGGACUAAACUGGACCAGAUUCAUGAAACCAAGCGCCAUGAAGUUUUAACUAGGACUGCUUUCCUGGCUGAGGAUUUCAAUGCAGAAGAGAUUAAUUUGGUCAAAAGUUUGUCUCUUCUUAUAUGCCCCAACUGGUAUAGAAAUGUGUUCAAACAUCAUUUCAAAUACAGUAGUUUUUACAAUGAUGUUUCAGUCUAUAUAAUCCAUAUAUGGAAUUAUCUUUAUUAUGGUAAGUGCUUUUUGUGCCUGAAAAUUCAAUCUGAUAACAUUUUCUUAAAUUGAAGGGAGAAGGAAAUUGAUAUUUCAAUACCUGCUAUGUCCACACAUGGAUUAUCUCAUUUAAUAUUCAAAAAAAAUCCUAUGGGUUAAAGUAUUGUUAUUCCCAUUCCACAAAUGAGUAUGCCCAACUUCAGAGGUUUAGUAACCUAAGCAAUGUUACAAUACAAUCUUAGAAAUGUUAGGACAGAUAUUCAGAUUCAGAGGUUGCUGGCUCGAUGAUCCCUGAGUUUUGAAAAAUUUGCUAUAGUCUCUUUUUUGUAGUUUUAGAGAAUGUAUUAUAGUUUCCAGCCAAAAUUUAAAAUGUGAGCCUUGAAAUGUUGCAUAUGAAUAAAAUAAGUAAUUGUUCGUAAAUUCAUUAGAAAGGAUUCAUGUGGGCCUAGAGUUGUCAAAAUAUAAUUAAAUGCAACAAUAAUUUCAGUAAUUUCUCAAGGACCACAGAGGGUCUGUAGCUGAAAGACAGAUAUCAUCCUUGCAAAGGAGCCUACAUGCUAUCCUCAUAAUUUAGUCUUAGGUAGCAUUUGAGGUAAAAAAUCAAAGUACUCUGUUUCUUGAGGUGGCAAGAAAAAAACAAUGCAACACUGGAAUUCCAGAGAAGGGUAGUAAGCCUUUUAAGGUCUUUGCAAAGUUAUUGUAAUGAUUUAAUGUUUCACAUUGUUUUGUUUCUUCUGAACCCAUUUUUUCCCUAUUUUAAAAAAUCCUGUCAAACAGUAGUAAUAUAUCUAUUGUUUAUUAUCAAAAACAAUAUAUCUUUGUGACCUACUAGGAGAUGAAGUACCUUGUGUCCAAUGAGUGAGAAAUCCCUGGCAACUGUUCUGUUUGUUCUUUGCCUCCAUAAACCCUUAUUUUCAUGCUUCCUGCUAGUCAUAUGAAUUAUACAGUACUUAAUUAGUUGAGCAGUGAUAAGUAACUAGUACUAAAAAGUGAAGUGUUUACUGUUUUUAAUGGCUCUAGUCUGGUUUUCAGAGUAAAUGUAGGUAGUCACUUGAUUAAUACCUUGGUUUUGUUGUUGGUAAAAUAUUAGUAAUCUUGUUUUCCUCUAUGAAUUAUUUGAUUAUAACUACAUUGAUUCAGUCAGUAUACCCUAAAAUUACUUAAAUGACAAAGAGUAAGUGGCCUUAUCUUCUUCCUUUAGUGCUCUCUGCCUUGCUUCACGCAUCAUAAUUUGAAAAUUAGCAAAUAUUUUAUGAGAGUAUUAUGCCUAAAGUAAUGUGAAACAGGAAAGGUUAUGACUAACAA
Messenger RNA from Microcebus murinus (gray mouse lemur), 2045 nucleotides. NCBI's taxonomy places the organism in Eukaryota, Metazoa, Chordata, Mammalia, Primates, Cheirogaleidae. The record is from RefSeq and is a predicted model, not a curated record.